Trichoderma harzianum CBS 226.95 is the source of this 2199-nucleotide messenger RNA. RefSeq lists its product as hypothetical. Gene Ontology annotation, molecular function: zinc ion binding; DNA-binding transcription factor activity, RNA polymerase II-specific; RNA polymerase II cis-regulatory region sequence-specific DNA binding. Gene Ontology annotation, biological process: positive regulation of transcription from RNA polymerase II promoter by galactose; DNA-templated transcription. NCBI's taxonomy places the organism in Eukaryota, Fungi, Ascomycota, Sordariomycetes, Hypocreales, Hypocreaceae. Gene Ontology annotation, cellular component: nucleus. The transcript has 2 exons. Bases 1 to 2199 code for a protein of 732 amino acids. The record is from RefSeq and is a predicted model, not a curated record.
AUGCCUCGACCGAAGGUUGACCCUCGCUUCCGGAGACGGGUUGCGCAAGCGUGCGAGAAUUGCAAGAAACGCAAGUCGAAGUGUAAUGGCAUAUUGCCUUGUGAUCACUGCAGGGCUCGUGGAGUCGAAGAUGCUUGUCGUUAUUCAAGAUACCCUCGACCAGCCUCACAAGAAAGCCAACUGUCAAGGGGACUUCCUAACAGAGAAUUUCGACGCGAGCCGGGCCCUCUUGAUCCCGCAUCACCGGCAUCAUCAUCAUCAAAGCAAAUCGAUAUCCCAGUUUCAAAUCUGUACUCUGUAUCCAAAGAUUCGCAAAUGCUCAAGGAUAGUAGAGGUAAAUUCAUCUACGUAGGGGAUUCAGCAUCUCUAUCUUUUCUGGGGUCGGUCAGAUGCACGUUACGGGCUGCUGUAGGGCUAUGCCCCUUUACCAAUGAACCCGCUCGGAAUCCUAUGUUAGAGGCCACUUCGAAAAUACGCUUUGAGACGGUCCGAGAGCCAUCAAUAGAUCUGGCUACCGCCCAGAGUAUUGCAAAGGAGUUUUUCCUUGCGGUAAGCGGAAUAUUGGACUUCUUCGACCCACCUUGGCUGCUAGCCCAGUUGCAGGACUGGGUUGAACAACCUUCACAAAGAACAAAGGCCAAGUCUGCUAUCAUCCACCUGGCCCUCGCCAUAGGGUUCCAAGCUAGAGCUCAAGGCGACGUAGACGAGCUACUUUCUGAGCAAUGCUUUGCGUUCGGGCGUCAACUUACCAUGUUCAAUCUCAUAGACGAUCCCAGCCUGGCGACCGUCCAGGCAGUCAUAUUAAUCACUUAUCACAUGAUGGCAGCAUGCCAGUACAACGCCGCCUUUAUAAAUCUCGGCACUGCUGCCAGGGCUGCCUAUACACUUGGAAUUCAUCUCCAUGAGACAAAUAAGGCCUUCGGCGGCGAGGAAGGCCUAGCUAGAGAGCGUGCUUGGAAGUCAUUGAGAGUAUGUGAUCUAUUCCUGGCGGCUUCUCUAGGAAGACCGCCCGCGACGACAGAGGCUGUAUCAAACAUCGUCUGGUCGCCACUUAAACCCUCGCGUGACUACGAACGCCCCGAUGUGGCGGGACAAGUCUUCUCAGCGAUGUUUAGGAUCUGCAAUGUUUUCGAGCGAAUACUGGUCGAAGUUUAUGCAGAAAAGGCUAUAAGCCUUGAGUUGGCUAGAAGUAUCUCGCAGCAGCAUAGACAAUGGACCGAAGAGUUGCCGCGAAUGUUGAUGGUUGAUGGGAUUGAUGAACCAGACGCGGAGCAGAAUCACGAUGCAUCUCCGGGAGGCUUUUGUCUGUCUCCAAAACAAGGCUCAAGCAUCGUCACGAUGGCGUAUUAUUAUUCCAUUGUUCUGCUUACGAAGCCUUUUCUGACCUUCCGAGUCCACCAUGCUUCGGACAAGGAAUUCUCAAAAAGCGAAACUUCUUCUAUCAUGAUCAGUCUCGCCACCUACGCUGACGCUUGUGUCAACUCUGCUAUAAAAGGCAUUGACAUCGCUUAUGAGUAUGUCUUCGAGCUAAUCACGCCAAGCCGGCAACCUUUGAUUGUCAAUAGCGUGUUUAUAUCGGCAUUGUGUCUAGGUCUUGCUUUUCUAGACAAAUCUGGACGUUAUGCCUGGUCCGUGAAUCCGUUGCUAAAUCGGGCAAUUAAAAUACUGGUCCAUCUUGGAAAGCUAAAUCCACAUGCCUCCAGAUUUGCUGGGAUCUGCGAACAACUAAAAGAAGCCGUGGCUAUUUAUACAACAAGAAGGGAUAAUACCUUGCUUUCCGAAAAUGACAAAUCAGUCCGAAGUAUCUUUGGAGAUCUUCGGGCGUCAUCCAAACCACAGGGCUACAGCGAGAGCUCUGUGGAUCACACUGAGAACACACAGCUUAGCUGGAGUGUACCUGCUAACGAAAGUGUGAUUAAACCAAUCACACCUCGCUCCUUUAAUUAUAACACUUUCCAAGAAGAGUCCUUACUACCAAUAUCCGGGCUGUCGCCAACGCAAAUCGGAAAUCUACCAAUGGAUUAUAUACAAUCUAAUGGUAAUUUAGGAGACGUACAAUAUCCUCAUCCUCCUGAUAAUUCUAUCGACGCUUUAUCAGAGUACUUCUUGAAUCAAAAUAUACCGCUUUUCCCAUUCGCUAGUAGCUUGUCACCUGAGUCGCACUUUGACUUUCAAGGUAUGACUUUGGAGCCAGCAUAA